AUGAGUGAACAUAGUCAAGAACUUAUUAAAAAGAUGUGCGGUUGUUGCUAUGUCAACAAAACUACUGAUAAUUUCAUGCGUCCCUCUAGUAUAGACACACUGGAAGAAAAUGCUAUAUGUAACCAAUGUGCUGAAAAGUUGAAGAAAAAACAGCAAGAAAAUCCAGUAGCAUUAAAAAAAGUAAAACGAAAAACAGUCCAAAAUAUUAAUGUUACCUCUGAUGAACUCGGUUCUUCUUCAACUAAUUUUGACAUUAUCAUUUCAAAUGACUUCAACUACUACUACUCUGGUGCUUUUAAUAAUUCUGAUACUAUCGAUCCUGAUGUGUUUAAUAACUCUGUUACUAUUGCUCCUGAUGUUUCUAAUAUCAGCACAGAUGACAUUAGCAAUAUUGUUUCCAAUGAUCUUAGUGCAAUUAUUCCUGAUUCUGAUAGUAUUUCCUAUAAUAAAAGCGAAUAUGAUGUUUGGGAUAAUAACGAUUCAGAUGUAAUGAUGUAUGAUCUGGAUGAAGUGCAUGAAAUUAUUGCCAAUAAAUUUGAAGAAUUUGAAAUUUUCAAUAACCCUGUAAAAUUCAUCUUCGAGGUCAAGUUGGAUCAAGACCUUCUUACUAAAUUAUUAUUAGAUCAAGAUAGACAGCGUCCAAUAGAAAUUCGUAAAAAAUGA
Racocetra fulgida is the source of this 663-nucleotide messenger RNA. The record is from the annotation of a GenBank genome assembly. NCBI's taxonomy places the organism in Eukaryota, Fungi, Glomeromycota, Glomeromycetes, Diversisporales, Gigasporaceae.